Molecule: messenger RNA, 1485 nt
Organism: Chlorella variabilis
Lineage: Eukaryota; Viridiplantae; Chlorophyta; Trebouxiophyceae; Chlorellales; Chlorellaceae
Exons: 7
Coding region: 1-1485 (494 amino acids)
Molecular function (GO): metal ion binding
Source: RefSeq, a predicted model, not a curated record
AUGGUGCUGUUGCUCAUUGCAUUCCUGUCUGCCUGGGCUCAUCCUGCAGGGUCCACGGCCAGCAGCAGUAGCGGCGAUGACGAUGAGAAGCAACCCCUGGCCAAACGGGCCUCGUGGGCAUCUCAGCACGCCCUGCCACAGCCUGCUGCACCGCGGGCAGAGGCGAGGACACGAGUCAACCGCUUUCCCAAGAUCCCACGAAGCGAGCGCUGUGGCAGUUGUGAAAACUGCCUCAACCCGCAGCGCAAGAAGGCAUGCAUUGUGGCACGGCAGCGCAUGGAACACCGCCUGAAGUCGCAGCAGGGCACGUUGGCACGGUCAGGGACCACCAAAAAGCCCACCGUUAUAGCUGCGUCAGCGAUGUCCAUCCCUGCCAAAGGACCGGUGCCGACCGUGGACCCCUUCACGCGUUGCCUCACUGGCAUCCUGUCCAGCAGUGGCGGCGUGAUGCAGGACCACCAUCUGGCGCUGCUGCUGCAGCUGGUUAAGCGUGCCAAGACCAAGCCCCACCGCACCGCGCUGCUGGUGGUGCUGCAGCUGUCGUCGCCCAACAUUCUCCGCCAGGCGGUGGCUGCCAAGCUGCUGCUGGAGCUGCAGCUGUGGCUGAGCGAGUUCAUUGCCGAGGGUAGGCAGGCGCUGGUGCAAAAGACGCUGGCGUGCCUGCACAAGCUGCCUGUCACGCUGGCGGCGCUGCAGCCACCAUGCGAGCUGGGCAAGAUUGUUGGCCGCCUGCGCAAGCACGAGAGCUUUGGCAGCCCCGUGAUUGAGCCAGCCAAGCGCCUGGUCGUGCGCUGGAAGGCCAUGGUGGAACAGAGCGCCAAGUCGGCCAGUACCACUGCAAGCAUGGGGGCACCUGCACCACCGGCUGCCAAUGCAAGCGUGGCGGCGCCGCCGCUGGAGACACAGCCCUCUGCCAGCUUGUCCGUCACUGAGGAUGGUGACCUGUUCAAGGGCACUGACAAGCAGCGGACAGGCGUCAAGGAUGGUGUUGCUUUAUCGAAGAAGGAACGGGCGGUGGCAGCAGCGCGGCGUGUGCCGUCGCCGGAACCACAGCCUCGGAAGGAGAAGAAGAAGAAGGUGACUUGGCAGGAUGAGGAGGCCAUGGUGGGGGUUCGCUGGUUUCGCAAGGAGGACCAGGAGCGACUUGCCCUAGAGCAGCGGCUGGCACAGAUGCUGCCCACCAUCGCGUGGAUGAACCCAGCAGAGAAUGAUGCCAUGUCGGAAGCGGAACUGGCAUCCAUGCCAGCCCCGCCUGCUCGAGGGGAGGACAGCAUAGAAGCGACUGAGGCCGCAGCUAGGCGGCAACAGAGACCCUGCCGCUACUUCAACACACCGCAGGGCUGCUACAUGGGGGAUCGCUGCAACUUUGCACACAGCACCGUCCCCAGCAGCGAGCAUGGACGGAACAGCAGCAAUAGCAAGCGGCCGGCAGAAGAUAACAAGGCUUGGCACCACCAGGCCAGCUUCAAGCGAGGACGCAUAUGA